This is a messenger RNA of Bolinopsis microptera, 1977 nucleotides long. Its product is annotated as dolichyl pyrophosphate Man9GlcNAc2 alpha-1,3-glucosyltransferase-like. The record is from RefSeq and is a predicted model, not a curated record. The transcript is spliced from 4 exons. NCBI's taxonomy places the organism in Eukaryota, Metazoa, Ctenophora, Tentaculata, Lobata, Bolinopsidae. The coding region runs from base 366 to 1541 and encodes 391 amino acids. Gene Ontology annotation, biological process: protein N-linked glycosylation. Gene Ontology annotation, molecular function: dolichyl pyrophosphate Man9GlcNAc2 alpha-1,3-glucosyltransferase activity. Gene Ontology annotation, cellular component: endoplasmic reticulum membrane.
AUUUGAUAGCCUCAUGACCUCCUCCUCCUCCCCCUCCCUCUCGUCCCAGUACCUGAUACCCCUUAUCUUGCUUGCUCUCUAUAUCAGGAUAUGUAUCUCGUUUGCACCGCACAGCGGACAAAGCAAACCUCCAAUGUUUGGGGACUACGAGGCUCAGCGGCACUGGCAGGUCAGAAUCGUUGUACAAAUCUAGAUACUCUCAUCUGCAGUAAAUGUAAAUUUACUCUGCUCAAAGCACUUGUUUUUUAUUUCAGGAAAUAACAGUGAACCUGCCAAUCACUGACUGGUACAGGAACACAACAGAUAACGACCUGUUAUACUGGGGACUGGACUACCCGCCCCUCACAGCUCUGCACAGCAAGGUUAUGGGUCACGUGGCUGAGACUGUUAGCGGCUCCUGGGUGCAACUCCAUGGCUCUAGAGGAGAAGAGAGUUACGAGCACAAGAUAUUCAUGAGAGUAACAGUACUGGUAUCUGAACUGGUGCACCUGACUCCCCUCUUCCUCCUCCUCUCCCCCUCCACAUGUCCCCUCUCUUCUCUCUUCCUCCUCGCUAUCACUCCCUCUCAACCCCUCAUUGAUCAUGGUCACUUCCAAUACAACUCUAUCUCACUAGGUCUGACGCUACUAGCGGUUCUAGCCCUAAAACACGGCUGGGUAUGUACCGGUAGUGCCAUGUUCUCCCUCGCUCUCAACUACAAGCAGAUGUCACUCUACCACGCCCUCCCCUUCUUCUUCUUCAUCUUGGGUCCACGGUACAACAGCUGGUCUGGUGUCAGGGAGUUGGUAAAAGUGGGGGUAACUGUGGUUUUAACAUUCGCCCUCUGCUGGCUUCCUUUUGUGGACACUGCCGGGGAUGUGCUAACUAGGAUGUUCCCUUUUAACCGGGGUUUGUUCGAGGAUAAAGUGGCUAACUUUUGGUGUAGCAUAUCUGUUGUCGUCAAAGUUCGUGAGAUCUUCUCAAGGAUCACCCUCGUCAGAGCAGCUCUGUUCUUCACUCUUGUCUCUGUUCUUCCUUCCCAACUCCUCCUCUUCAGGGAAUCAACUCCUCACAAGUUUAUACUGGCUCUCACUAACUCAGCGCUAGGUUUCUUUCUCUUCUCAUUCCAUGUCCACGAGAAAACCAUCCUCAUACCUCUCGCAACUAUAGUAUUACUGUACAACGACAAACGUACAAACGGACAAACAAACGGACAAAACAACGAACUGACAGUUAGUUUACCUGUGGUUUGGUUCACCGUCAUUGCUACGUUCUCAAUGUGGCCUCUUCUCCUGAAAGAUGGUCUAUACAUGAUGUACAUUGCUGGAAUGGGACUGUACCUCACUACCGUUUAUAUCCUUUUCAAGCAACAACUGUACAGUACAUCUGUUCUGUUAUUUAUGUUAUCCGUCUUGGGUUGUGUUAUUUUACAUUUAUUGGAAAUUUAUGUUGAGCCGACGGAAAGAUAUCCGCAUAUUUACCCUACACUUAAUUCUCUUUAUUCUGCUGGACAUUUUGCGCUGUUCUUUUGCUAUUUUAAUUAUCGUCAAAUUGUCGACUGAUUUGUUGAUAUUUUAUUGAUUUCUUUGUGGUGUUAAUUUAUUGAUAUAAACUAAUAAAGCUCAGGAUUUAAUUCAGCAUGACUAAAAUAAAGUUGUUAAUUAAAUGGUAUUAAUUUUAUUAAAUUUCAGAAGUCAAGCUUUUUAAUUUAGAAUUUAAAUUUUUGGGUUUAGAGUAUGUCGCAUCAUUUUGUUGUAAUUCUAUAAUAAUAAAUCUUUUUCGCAGUUAAGUGCUACUGCACUGCUAGAUAAUCAUCAUCACGGCGUAUUUGUGUGGACAUUGUUGUUACGAAGCCAUGCAUAUGUGCAUUGUUCAAAUCAAUUAUGCUCAGAACUCUUGUCGACUAAUCUUCACAGUACUUUGUUAUAACAUGAUCCCCCGAAGUUGAGAAGAAGAAAUUAUACUGUAGAACUUUCCAGAAGUCCAGACUAUUCUUAC